AUGGAUGGAAAACCGGAACUCAAAGAGGAGCUUGUCAACUACAUUUUGAUGAAGAAGUACGGGAGAGAGCCUGCAGACCCCCCGGUGUAUUAUAAUGCAUUGGAAAAGGUUCCCAAGGAGGCUUUUCCUCCAGGUGUAGCAGGUGCUCUCGAAUCCUAUUCCAUAGGAUUUGGCCGUGAAGAGGGAAUAGACUUUUUGGUAUCACUAAACUCUCUUGUAGACAAGAUCGAUUCUGACGAGCUGAAAGACAUUAUAUUUGGAAUGAUUAACAUAAACCAAGUUCUCACCAAGCUCAUGAAGGACAAGAAGGAGAUGGAAAAGUUUCCUGACGUUUGCAAGAUGUAUUUUGAGCAAUUCAAAGCAAACAAGUGCUUGCUUAAGGACUUUAACGCUGGCCGCAAUAAAGAGCAGGGGAAUCUUGAUAUAGACGGGCCCUCCGGAGAUGUUGUGACAAGGUUCCCCCCUGAGCCCAACGGGCGUCUUCAUAUUGGACACGCAAGGGCGGCGCUGCUGAACUGGUAUUUUGCAAGCAAAGGAAAAGGCAAGCUCCUAGUUAGGUUUGACGAUACAAACCCCGAGAAGGAAGAAGAGAAGUUUGAGAGAGGGAUAUUGGAGGAUCUUAACCUUUUGGGAAUCAGGGAAUACACACUUUCGCACACCAGUGAUUACUUUGAGAAAAUAAUAGACUUGGCCUUUUUCUUGAUUGAUGAGGGAAAGGCUUAUACAGAUAACACUCCGCAAGAGGUAAUGAGGGACGAGAGAGGAAAAGGCAUCGAGUCGAAGUGUAGGAGCACAAGCGCAGAAGAAAGUAGGAGGAUAUUCAAGGAGAUGAUUGCGGGAAAGGCUUCUGGAUACUGCUUAAGGGCAAAAAUCGACAUGUCUAACUGCAAUAAGGCCAUGAGGGAUCCUGUUAUUUUUAGAAUGAACGUAUCUCCCCAUCACAGAACGGGAGACAAGUACAAAGUCUAUCCUACAUAUGACUUUGCAUGCCCUAUAGUUGACAGUCUCGAGGGGGUUACAUUAUCUCUCAGAACAAAUGAAUACAGAGACAGAAAUCAGCAGUAUUACUGGUUUAUUGAUAAUCUCCAUCUUAGUAAUAGACCCAAGAUCCACGACUUCUCGAGACUCAACUUUGAGAACACUGUCCUCAGCAAAAGAAAGCUUAAGUACUAUGUCGACAAUGGGUUUGUGUCUGGAUGGAGCGACCCAAGGCUUGCGACGGUUGCAGGAAUAAAAAGGCUUGGAAUGAGCAUGGAGGUUCUUAGAGAGUACAUACUGAUGCAGGGGGUCUCCCAAAAGACCUGCACCAUAUCCUGGGACAAGGUCUGGGCAAUGAAUAAGAAGAAGAUGGAUCCAGUUGCACCAAGAUAUUUCUGUGUCCAGCAGAGAGAUGUUGUGGAAGUGUACAUUCAAGGCGUGUCUGAGUAUGUGAUGGAAGUUCCCAAGCACAGGAAGAAUGGGAAUCUUGGGGUGAAGGAGGUUUUCUAUUCGAACCUGAUAUUGCUUUCUCAGGAGGAUGGCAAAAUACUUGAGGAGUCUGAGGAGUUUACGCUGAUGAACUGGGGAAACGCGAUUGUAAAGAAAAAAACUGUUGUGAAUGGGAUGGUUACAAGGAUGGAGGUUGUUCUGAAUCCCGAGGGAGACUUCAAGCAGACAAAAAAUAAGAUAUCUUGGGUUUCUAAGAGAGGGUCGGUAAUUGUCGAGCUUGCCGAGUACGGCAACCUUAUGAAUGACGAGGAUACCGAGGACCUGUCUAUGAAGUUCAACAAGGAUUCCGUUAGAAGGGAAUAUUGGUAUGCAGAGUCAGCAGUAGCAAAUAUCAAGGAAGGCGAAGUGAUACAAUUUGAACGAAAUGGCUUUUAUUAUUGUGACGGGUUUUUAGUAUUUAAUCUACUACCCUUUACUAAGCAAAAAAGAACAUCCAAUUAA
Molecule: messenger RNA, 1929 nt
Organism: Encephalitozoon hellem ATCC 50504
Lineage: Eukaryota; Fungi; Microsporidia; Unikaryonidae
Product: tRNA synthetase class I
Exons: 1
Coding region: 1-1929 (642 amino acids)
Biological process (GO): glutamyl-tRNA aminoacylation; translation
Cellular component (GO): cytoplasm; methionyl glutamyl tRNA synthetase complex; cytosol
Molecular function (GO): glutamate-tRNA ligase activity; ATP binding
Source: RefSeq, a predicted model, not a curated record